Molecule: messenger RNA, 6485 nt
Organism: Pseudoliparis swirei
Lineage: Eukaryota; Metazoa; Chordata; Actinopteri; Perciformes; Liparidae
Product: beta/gamma crystallin domain-containing protein 1-like
Exons: 19
Coding region: 66-5237 (1723 amino acids)
Source: RefSeq, a predicted model, not a curated record
AGGGGGCUGAAGAGAAGGCUGAAAUAAAGGAUUCAUCGGUUAAGAGUUUGGUUGAUGAGACAGCAAUGACACCAGAAUCUCCAAAGAAGAUAUCCGAAAGCCAAAUUCAAGGACCAAAGGUUCUAAGCACAACAACCCAGAGUGAAAAGGGGGCUGACGACAAGGCUGAAAUAAAGGAUUCGUCAGUUAAGAGUUUGGUUGAUGAGACAGCAAUGACUUCAGAAGCUCCAAAGAAGAUAUCAGAAAGCCAAAUUCAAGGACCAAAGGUUAUAAGCACAACAACCCAGGGUGAAAAGGGAGCGAACGAGAACGUUGAAAUAAAGGAUUUGUCAGUGGGGAAUCUGGUAAAUGAGAUGGCAAUGACACCAGAAUCUCCAAAGAAGAUAUCAGAAAGCCAAGUUCAAGGAACAAAGGUUAUAAGCACAACAACCCAGGGUGAAAAGGGAGCUAACGAGAACGCUGAAAUAAAGGAUUUGUCAGUGGGGAAUCUGGUAAAUGAGAUGGCAAUGACACCAGAAUCUCCAAAGAAGAUAUCAGAAAGCCAAGUUCAAGGAACAAAGGUUAUAAGCACAACAACCCAGGGUGAAAAGGGAGCUAACGAGAAUGCUGAAAUAAAGGAUUUGUCAGUGGGGAAUCUGGUAAAUGAGAUGGCAAUGACACCAAAAUCUCCAAAGAAGAUAUCAGAAAGCCAAGUUCAAGGGACAAAGGUUAUAAGCACAACAACCCAGGGUGAAAAGGGAGCUAACGAGAACGCUGAAAUAAAGGAUUUGUCAGUGGGGAAUCUGGUAAAUGAGAUGGCAAUGACAUCAGAAGCUCCAAUGAAGAUAUCAGAAAGCCAAAUUCAAGGACCAAAGGUUAUAAACACAACAACCCAGGGUGAAAAAGGGUCUGAAGAGAAGGCUGAAAUAAAGGAUUCAUCGGUUAAGAGUUUGGUUGAUGAGACAGCAAUGGCAUCAGAAUCUCCAAAGAAGAUAUCAGAAAGCCAAAUUCAAGGACCAAAGGUUAUAAGCACAACAACCCAAGGUGAAACGGGGGCUAAAGACAAGGCUGAAAUAACGGAUUCAUCUGUUAAGACUUUGGUUAUUGAGAAGUCAAUGACACCAGAAUCUCCAAAGAAGGAACCCGAAAGCAAAAUUCAAGGACCAAAGGUUACAAGCACAACAACCCAGAUUGAAAAGGGGGCUGAAGAGAAGGCUGAAAUCAAGGAUUCAUCGGUUAAGAGUUUGGUUGAUGAGAUGGCAAUUACACCAGAAUAUCCAAAUAAAAUAUCCGAAAGCCAAAUUCAAGGACCAAAGGUUAUAAGUACAACAACCCAGGGUGAAAAAGGGUCUGGAAAGACUAAAAUAAAGGAUUCGGCAGUUAAGAGUUUGGUUAAUGAGACAGAAAUGACAUCAGAAUCUUCAAAGAAGAUAUCAGAAAGCCAAAUUCAAGGACCAAAGGUUAUAAGCACAACAACCCCGGGUGAAAAGGGGGGUAAAGAGAAGACUGAAACAAAGGAUUCUUCAGUUAAGAAUUUGGUUAAUGAGAUUUUAAUUGAGAAUGCUAACUCUAAAGUUAGCACCCAAAAGGACCAGAAUCUCUCAAUCAGAGACAAACAUUUGAAAACAGAGGAAAACAUUGAUCAAUCCAAGGAUUUCAAAGCCCCAAAUGCUAAGCCAGUUGUGCUCAAAACUGAAAAAGCAACCAGUAAGGCUGACAAGAAACAAAAGAAAACAAAAUACAUUAUAGGAGUUGAAAGUAUAUUGACAAAGCAGGAGGAUCAGCAGAUGAUGGAAUCAAAGAUAGAUGCCAAGCAAGAGUCAGAAUUUUUUUUUUUUAAAGAUGCAUUUAUCAACAAAAGUGGUGCAGAACAAAAAAAGGCCAUUGUUGUGCCAGAUAAAGCCCUUAACAGCUGUGAUGCUCAGAAGAAUGCUGAUGACACCAAAGAAAAAGCAAAAACAGAUAGCGGUUUGAAACUUGCGUCUUCAAGAGAAGAGAAAACCAUGAGCUUCAGUGAACCCCAAAAUCUUGCAAAACUAACACUCAAUGGCAGUUUGUCGCUUUGUGCAACAGCUGAAACAUCUGCAACAUCGAAAAGUCUUCAGACAAAAAAGGAAUCUCCUUCUAGCUGGUUAGAUGUGGAGAAUCAAAAACGGAAGAAGCAUCAUAAAAGAAACAAAUUAAAGGCCAGUGAGGAUAAAACUCUUGAGCCCGAUGACUUGAAUGAUUUUAUCAGGAUUAUUAAGGAAGGCAGCAUUCCCUUCUCACAACCUGCAAAGAGACACAUCAGUAAAAAGUCCCCAUCUCCACCCUUUGUCAUGCAGGCCAUAAAGGAGGACCAUUUUGAGAAAACAUUUGAUCCAGAGGGAUUCCACUUUGGCUUAAGAAAUACUGACAAAUGUUUUAGGGAUCCUUCCCCAGCUAUGGUGGUCAAACAAAGAGCAGCUAAUAGGAAAGCACGGACCCUGGAAAAAAAUUCACAAGAUAAUGCUGUGGACCAAAUGAAAUCACUUGGUGAGCUUGAAGGAACAAGUGGAGUGGCUGAGGAGACAAAUACUGAUGCAGGAAAAGAAGAGGGACAAAACAAUAGAGGAGAGCCUGGGAAGCUGACGUCACGACUUGGAAGGAUGUCCAUCCUCUCUGGCUUACUGAAUUCCCCUCGGUCCUCCAGGAAAGAGGAAGCUGCCCCCGCCUCAACAAGCACACUUUCUAACCAACAACAGGGCUCGCCUAGACAGCAGAGAGUUGAUUCACCUCUGCCUGCAGCAGAUAAGAAGGGUCUGAAGGGUGUGGACCAAGGCCCACUUGUGGGUGGUGGUAUCGGUACAGUUAGUGAGUCAGCACUCAAUCCCUCCUUUCCUCCUCCUCCUCCUCCUCCUCAGCCACUCCCAGAGAUACAGCUGCCUGAUCAUUUAGGGAAAUACCUCAAGAAGUACAAAUCCAUUUAUGAGACCUCCCAGGGCUCUACACAGAUGACUAAAACUAAGCUGAAUCCCGAGGGUCCUGUGAUGGAUCAGGCCUCGAUAUUGAGGGCACCUGAUGUGGAUGUUGGCCUGAAGGGCCCUGCGGGACUGCCUCCAGCCAGAGACAACAGCCAGCCGACUUCCCAGAAUGGACGUGCUCCUUCUACGCCUAAGAUACCUGCAGUAAGAGGCUUCCACAAAAGGCCCGGAAAGAUUGUCAUUCACGAGCAUGCUCAGUUUGGAGGACAGUCGUUUGAACUCCAUUGUGAUUUAGAAGAUGCCACCACAAUGAAGCUGUCCCCUGUCAUCUCAGUCAGAGUAACCAGAGGAUGCUGGCUGCUGUACGAAAAACCGAGCUUCCAGGGUCGUAUCAUCGCCCUUGAGGAAGGUCCUACAGAGGACAUAGGGAACAUUUGGGCAGGGAAGGAAACUCCAGCGACACUGGACCAGAUGGUACCAACAGCUCCGAUGGUCAUCGGCUCCAUUCGGUUGGCAGUUAGAGACUACAGCGUGCCCCGAAUCGACCUGUUUGCAGAGGUAGAUGGAUUGGGGAGGAUGUCCUCGCACUGUGACGAGGUUGUAGAGAUCGGCUCGUACGGGAUGUCACAGACCACCGGCUCCAUCAAGGUUCACUCAGGAGUCUGGCUGGUGUACACCGAUCCGGGCUUUGGAGGUUUUGUCGGCGUGCUGGAGGUGGGGGAGUAUCCCUGCCCAGAGAACUGGGGUUUCCACGAGCCCUUCAUCGGUUCUAUCAGACCCCUCCGAUUGGGACAAAUAAGGGUGGAGCAUCCUCACGAAUUCAAGGCUUUAGUGUUCGAGAAGCCCAACUUUGAUGGACAGUGCACGGAGGUCGACAGCGAUGUGUACAACUUGCAAGAGGAGCAACCAGACGAGAGCAAGAGGACGAUGUCUACAAUGGGGUCUAUAAAGAUACUUGGUGGUCUCUGGCUGGGCUAUCUGGAGGCAGACUUCGAAGGCCAGCAGUACAUCCUGGAGGAGGGGGAGUAUCCCCACUGCAGUGACUGGGGAGGGUCUGAAGACGGGCUGCUGUCACUUCGGCCUGUAUGCCCAGAGUUCCAGUCCCCUCACGUGAAACUGUUCAGUGAGCGACACUUCAAUGAGCUGGGGCUGAACGUGGACCUGCUGUUUCCCGUCCCCAACAUGGAGGGCUUCGAACACGGCGGCAAAACUCAGUCUGUCAACGUCAUGAGUGGAGUGUGGGUGGGGUUCGAGAAGCCUGGCUUCAGCGGAGAGCUCUAUGUCCUGGAGAGAGGCCUGUAUGCAGACCCACAGGACUGGGGAGCCCCCAACUUCAAGAUCUCAUCCAUACAGCCGGUCUUUCAUGACGCCCUAAUGGGAACAACAAAAUUCAAGAUGCAUCUGUAUUCUGAGCCAGACUUCCAGGGAAGGCUGGUGGCUCUGGAGGACAGCGCAGCGGCUCUGGAUGAGGACUUCACCCCCAAGUCCUGUAAGGUGCUGGCUGGCAGCUGGGUGGCGUAUGAAGGAGCUCAGUUCACACGCGACAUGUACGUGUUGGAGGAGGGAGACUACCCCAACGCGGUGGCCAUCGGCUUCCUGUCUUCGGACGCCAUCAUCCGCUCCAUACAGAUCGUCAGACAAGAGUUGUCUCUGCCCUCCAUCGUCUUGUUCAGUAAGGCGGGCUGUCGAGGACGCAGAGUGCCGCUGACCACCGGAGCCGUGAACCUGCUGCAGGCCGGUCUGGACACCCACAUCCGCUCCGUGCUGGUGGAGGGAGGAAUGUGGGUGUUGUAUGAAGGCAGUAACUACCGCGGUCGACAGCUGUUCCUCCAGCCCAGUGAAGUGGCCAAUCUGUGGAAGCUCAGCGGCGCACAGAAAGUAGGAUCCCUACGUCCAUUAUUCCAGAAGCAGGCUUACGUCCGUCUGCGGAACACAGAGACGGGAUGCGUGAUGUCACUGACGGGAACGUUGGAGGACGUCACGCUGAUGAGGGUUCAGGCUGUGGAGGAGACGGGAGGGGUGGAGCAGGUCUGGCUCUAUCGGGACGGGCAGCUCGCCUGCAAGCUGGUGGAGGACUGUCGCCUGGAGACCUCCGGCAGUUUGGCGAUGGAGGGCAGCAGGCUGCGAGUCAGCGCCGAGCAAGGCCCAGGCAACCACCUGUGGAACAUCACCCCGGAUGGCCGCGUGCACUGCUACCUCAAACCUGACCUGGUCCUGGAGGUCAAAGGUGGUCAUCAGUACGACAGGAACCAGGUGAUCCUCAGCCCGUGUGACCAGAGGAAACCCAACCAAAGCUGGACCGUGGAUAUCCUGUGAGCUGCUGAGCCGGACCAGCCCCACUCUCGCUGAGCCCAGUGACGCAGCUCCGCCGUGGGACCCACACCACGGACGUGGAGCCUGUCGGGGGUUCUGCACUCUCACUGCACCUUUUUGUCGUAUUCCACCUUUGACUAGAUUCAUAUCUUAACUAUUGUGAAUGAAUUAGUGAUGUAAACAAUAUUGCUUAAUUUCUGCCACUUUAUUUUGAACACUACAGGACUGUCUCAGAAAAUUAGAAUAUUGUGAUAAAGUUCUUUAUUUUCUGUAAUGCAAUUAAAAAAACAAAAAUGUCAUGCAUUCUGGAUUCAUUACAAAUCAACUGAAAUAUUGCACGCCUUUUAUUCUUUUAAUAUUGCUGAUUAUGGCUUACAGCUUAAGAAAACUCUAAAAUCCUAUCUCAUAAAAUUUUAAUAUUUCCUCAGACCAAGUAAAAAAAAGAUUUAUAACAGCUGAGUGUUUGUCAAGGCUCAGGAAACCCUUGCAGGUGUUUCGAGUUAAUUAGACAAUUCAAGUGAUUUGUUUAAUACCCUACUAGUAUACUUUUUCAUGAUAUUCUAAUAUUUAGAGAUAGGAUAUUUGAGUUUUCUUAAGCUGUAAGCCAUAAUCAGCAAUAAAUCAGAAUAAAAGGCUUGCAAUAUUUCAGUUGAUUUGUAAUGAAUCCAGAAUGCAUGACAUUUUUGUUUUUUGAAUUGCAUUACAGAAAAUAAAGAACUUCAUCACAAUAUUCUAAUUUUCUGAGACAGUCCUGUAUAUACCAAAGACUGUUUUCACUGCGUGUGGCGAGAACCUUGUUUCAAUGCUGCAUACCUCUCUGUCCUUCAUGGUACUUUUCUCCUGCACGGUUCCAAUGUCUGUUUGCAGAACAUAAUGUUGGCAAAUAUGGAUAGAGAAGUUAUUGACAGCUGCAAUAUGAAGUCCAAUGUGCCUACACUCCAAAUAUCUAUGUAGAUGUUUUCUUUUAGUUAUUACUGUGGAUUAAAAAAGGAUCUAUUGUAAAAUGAAAAUGUCUUUUUAGGACUUGAUGGGUUUUUCAUUUUUCUUUCUUCUUUACUGCGUUCAGUUGUCCAUGAGCCUCGAGUGUAUAGAUCUGAGUUGCAAUUUCAUAACGGAACUGCAAUAACAAUGCUGCCCACUGCGGAUUGUAAAUAUUUGAAUCUAGAAGAGAACACUGUUACAUAUGAAAAUAAAAAUGACUUUCUGAUUGUGUUUUUUAGAAAAUAAAACAUUGUCUUUCUUUAGACUUUA